Messenger RNA from Rosa chinensis, 1807 nucleotides. Its product is annotated as psbP domain-containing protein 2, chloroplastic. The coding region runs from base 192 to 635 and encodes 147 amino acids. Lineage: Eukaryota; Viridiplantae; Streptophyta; Magnoliopsida; Rosales; Rosaceae. Gene Ontology annotation, molecular function: calcium ion binding. Gene Ontology annotation, cellular component: photosystem II; photosystem II oxygen evolving complex; extrinsic component of membrane. The transcript has 4 exons. The record is from RefSeq and is a predicted model, not a curated record. Gene Ontology annotation, biological process: photosynthesis.
AUCUAGCUCUCCAUCUCCAUCUCCACUCACGGUGUGUACCCUCAAUCCCCGGAAUAGAACGAUCCCUAUUUGCUUAUACUACUAACGAUAUUUCAGAGUUAAAUUGCGCGCUUGACUUUAGCGCAUCAUAUACAAAGACAUUGCGACCGUCCACAAGUCCAGAGUCCCCUCAUCUACUCUCUUAAGUAACGAUGGCUUUGCAUAUUUGCAACUGCUUUGCUCUCUCAAACCACAAACAAACCCACACUCAGCAACCCUGCUUCUCAAACUCAAACUCAAAGCCCAAAGCUUCUUCUUCACUUCAAACACCACCUCAUUUGACCAAGAGAAGCCUCAGCCUCUCACUCUUUGCAGCAGUUUUCUUAAAUGGGGUCCUCCCAAACUCACCCAUUUUCGCUCAAGAAUUGGAGCUCGAGCGCUACACGGAUUCCAAGGAGGGCUUCACUCUCCUCCGGCCCUCCUCCUGGAUAAAGGUUGAUAAAGCAGGGGCCACUGCUCUGUUUGAAGAGGCAAGUAAUGGCAGCAACAAUGCUGGCGUUGUCGUCAACCCGGUUCGGCUUAAAACACUUGGAGAGUUUGGCAGUCCUCAAUUUGUAGCUGAUAAGCUUAUCCAAGCCGAAAAGCGCAAGGGGUGAAGUAUUCAUUUGCUUUACAUAUGGAAAUGUGGCCGGUGAAUUAAGGUUUUAUAAUAAGCCUGUGUGUCUUUCCUAACCUCUUUUUGGUCUGGCAUUUCAUUAAUCAUUAGAAUAAUGUUUAAUUGGAGAAGAAGACUACCCUCAGGUGUAUAUAAGGUGUAUACAGUUAGAUACUAUGAAAGGGGGAUCUUCACAACAAGCUAUCCGCGCUGUCUUAGAUUGAAUCGCAAUAAGAUAAGUCGACGUUUAAUCUAUAAGGGGGCACUCUUCAAAAUUGAAAUAUAGAUAGCUGAUUAUGAGAGAGCCAUUCCAAAUAGUAUAAAACCAGAAUUAUCACACAUACCCUGGCUUUCGUUAGUUACACACCCAUUUGGCUAUUGAACAGCCAUUAUGAGUCUGUCAAGGGCUUCCUUUCUUCUGGGAAAUAGGUUGAACAACUCAAAUGAUAUCUCCAUUACCAAAUUCCAACAUUUUUCUGUGAGGAUUUCAAUGCAGAAAGCCAGAAAGAAAUUCUCUAACUCAGCUAUUUGAAACAGAUCUGGUUGAUUAUAUUGUUUGGGACUAUCCUUUAAAUAGUGGUUGAACACUAUACUACUCUCACUCCAUGGCUUUAUAUAUAUAAAAAAAAAGAGUAAUUAAAUAAUCGCAAGCAUCUAGAUAGACAAACCAUGGAUUGAGAAUAUAAGGCCAAAUCACCAUUUAAUCUAAAAAGCACCAGAUGCAGCAAAGAUUACCUCAGCUCUUACCAAACAGAUGGAAAUCACAGUGCUUGAGUAUGGAAAAAGUACCGGAAUCGAUUAUUAUUCCUUGCUUGCAUCAUAAACCAGCUUGAUGUUUCAUGUUUGUUCGAACCUGCAUUUUGUUUGUUUAUAGAGAUUGUGCAUAUCCUGACCGUUUGGAUGACUUGCUUGCUUAGCGUGGAGAAUGUCUCUUUUGUUUUACUGCCCACUUUUUUUAUAUUCAUGCUCCCUACUUUCCGUUCACAAGAUCUUAGUAAAAUAACCUUGGGAUAAGAAACUCUUUGAUUAGAGGAAAGGAUUGGGUGCACAUUUCUCAUGGAACUGUGUUCAGCAUGACCAAUAAAGUAAGGCUCUUCAGUAAGACCUUUGGAUCUUUGUAAGCCUACUUUUGGUCAAUUUGAUUGCAUAAUUCUCUUGGCAUUUCUUUGGAUA